UAGGUUAUAUGGUGACGAAAGUUUUGCUGAAUAUCUUGAUCGGAAUUUUAUCUGCUAAUUAAUAAAUAACAAACAGCAAUGGUGUAGCAAUAUCAAGAUGAAUGCAUUCCUGAUACUAGUAUUCAUUUUUGUGACUAUCCACGCAUGCCUCUCAUGGCUUCUGCCCGCUGUAUUAUCAUGGUUAUUCAAAAGAAAAUACCAUAUCAAGUUAAAGAUAGGCAGAAUAGCAGUUUUGAAGUUGAUUCUAAAAGAUGUUAGUCUAUCAAAGGACAGAUAUUAUGUGCAUAUUGAUGAAAUAUCAUUCCGUAGCAGUUUUUUCAAUUCAGAAAUAAACAAGCUUGUGUCUCUAGUUAUAAAGGGCGUAGAGUUAACCAACCAUGUUGAAGAAAAGAGAAGUGUUGUUGUUGAAACAAUCCUCAAGCCACUGUUAUCAAAACAGAAUUCUGUGUCAAAGAAUGACACAGAUAAUCAGACCACCAACCUAGAUGUUUUGAACCCAAGCUUGAAUAGGAUGGCUCAAGGGAAAAUUCUAGAUUUCAGAGAUAAGAAAUUGCCACAUAGUUUAAUUAUGUUUGCUCAGUUCAUGGGUGUGCAUGUGUUUAAUGCAGCAGUGACUAUACAGAAUGCACUUGCAAACACCACACUCAUUAUCACAGCAUCGGAGGUUCAUGCGGACGGGGCUGCGGGGGGCCCGGCCCGCGCCUUGGUCUUCUCAGCCAACCUGGUACAGGUCAAGGCUCAAAUAUUAAAGGAUGGGGGGCACUUAGCUGAUGCCGGCUGCUGCUUGCUGGUUGAAGGCACAGUGAAGGCUGAGGGUCCUCUGAACGUGGAAAAAAUCCACGCGGUGGUGUCCAACACAACUAUAUCAUUCCAAGACGAGUUAUUCCAGUACAUGAGUAAACAAAACGUACCAAAACAAACCAUGAGGCCUGAUUUAACAACUGAGGACCACACAGGCACUUUGAUUCCACGUUUGUCACCAGUUAUACCAAAGAUAUUUAGUUUAAGGAUAGACACGACUCAAGUCAAAUGUGUGGACAAUCUCACGAAAACCAAUGCAGAGUUGUCUAUGCAAAGUUUACAAAUAAAUUCCCGGUUCAGCGCCGCGUCGGUGGCGGUGACGGGGGCGGGCGGCGUGCCGCAGGUGUACGUGGCGGUGCAGCUGGACCGGCUGCGGCUGGCGGCUGACCGCGACAGCCUGUUGUAUCUACACAAACUUAAGCUGGAUGCUAAGCUAGAGAAAGGCGUGCUGAAUCUCUACCUCAUAAUCAGCACUCUAAACGUAACAUACGAUCAUGGGCAAGUUUUCAACUGGUACUCCACUGUUAUGGAGAGGGUUAAGAAAUCAAGAGCCUUGCAAGUCAGGAGUUACAAUACUCAAGCUUCACCAACGCCCGCGUGGGUUUCUCGCGUUUUCUCCAUGUGCGUGGUGCAAGGGUGCGCGGAAUUACGUGCGGUGAAAGUGUUAGCACGGCUGAAUGAUUCCCGCUCCUUGUCGCUUGGCUGUGCCGGGCUCAAAGUGAAGCUGGAGCAGUUGAGAGAUAUUAGAGAAGAGUUGUACACCUGGCGCGUGGCCCAAUUGGUGGUGGGCCACCGUCACUGGAGCGCGGAGCUGCUGGUGGACGGGGGCUGGGUGUGCGCGGGGCAGAGGCAGGAGGAGGGGGAGGCGCAGGCGCCGCCGCGCCGCCGACACCAGUGGGGGGCGGCGCUGCUGGCCGUGGCGCUCGUCAAGUGGGGCAGCCACGGGGCCAGGGACGAGAAGGUGGAAGCAAUGAUAGACUCCCUCCGGCUCGAAUGGAGCAAGACAAUAGCCGAAACAGUAAUAUCAUUGGUCGAAUGCAUCAACCAAUACAAAUCCUCCAAACCGACACUCCCUUCACCCCCUCAAGAGUCCCCCCCAAAUAUCACCAUGAAUUUGGCUUUGUCACACAUUAAUCUGUUCUUGAUAAUAAAUGAGAAUAUGUGUCUAAUGACGAGGGUAGAUGCGGUGACGUUAGAGAAGACGAUGGUGAAGUCUGGUGUGGUCGUGUCUGGUCUGAAGGUUGUGGAUAUGGUGCCUUAUAAAGGUACAGUCCCCUGCCAAAGAUCAGACGAGAUCAUAUCAGCAUUUUUCCACGUCAGAAUGGCGAGAAUAGAACACAUACCUUCCAUAGACAAUAACUCUGCCUUACUAGACAUCCAGUUUUUAGAAAACGUUGAUUUAGAAUGGAGCGCGAAUUUACACCUCAAAAUAUUCACAUUUGUCAAAACCCUGAAGGCUUUUCAUCAAGAUUUCAAGGCGGCGAGAGAAAGAGAUGGACAUAUACAAGUGCAUAAAAGUAAGAAAAGGACAGCGUUAGAUUGGAAGGUGUCGUUUAAAGGAGAGACUAAUUUGGGACUGAUACUGUCUAAGGAAAAUAAUAUGCUAUUUGCAACAGAUGACAUGACCAUAGCCUACGACCACGAGAUGGGUUUGUCAAUGGCGUGGAGUGUGCUGAAGAUGAUACUGAAUGGGGACGAGACGAUGACAGUCGAAGGUUUCUCGAUGGGAAGAGUCUCCGAUGAUCACGAUGUCAGGGUCGAAAGGAAGGCUAAUGAAGGCUUUGUUCUCGUAUGGAAUAAAGUCUGGUCCGUGAACGUAGUUUCAGUCCGUCUGGUGUUACCGUACAAGCAUCGCUUCGCGGACGCGGUGCAAGGCGACCUCGUCUCCUUGUUCAAGUGGAUCAAGAUCGUCCACCACGUACAGAAGAAACCCUUCACUUCAGACAGCCCACUGCCCAGUGAUCUGAACAUUAAGAUUGAAGAAAUCCUGAUCGAGAUGAGUGACGAUCCGUUUGAGGUGAAAUUACGAGAUAACUAUGAACUGCUGGAAGACGAGUAUAAGGAGAGUCAGAAGAGAAGAACUAUGCUUGAUGCUAAGGUCCAAGAGCUCUACAAAUCGCAUUUAUUCCUUCCUUCGGGUAAAGUUGAGGAGUUAUACGCGACAUUGCAACAGAAAGACGCACAAAUUUACGUACAAAGAUGUCGGGCGGCCCCGCCCCCGCGCACUAGAUUGGUCGCAUGCUGUUUAUCGAAAUUGCACCUGAUUGCUUUGGCCGACCCGAGUAUACAUGGCACGAGAAACGUUGUCGAGGGACUGAGAAAUGUGGACUUUGAUUCGCCAUGGCCAGAAGACGGCAUAGAGUUCACAACCCUGUGGUGCCGCGCGGUGUCGGUGCGCUGUGCGCAGUGGCAGCUGUUGCUGAGGGACUUCCCGCAACCGUUGCUUCAUAUGAGCGCAUUGAGGCUAUGGGGCACGAUACGGGCUGCCGAGGAGAAACCACCGCCAAGAGCGGUGAGAACAGUGGAAGUAGACCAGGGAGAGCCGUGGGGGAAGAUGGAGCUGGAGAGGAGCAUGAUGCCCCUCAAGUGGUACUACGACCUGUGCUGCGAGAUGGCGCAGUUCAGCUACGCGUUCGGCCCUUGCUGGGAGCCUGUCAUCGCGCACUGCAAUUUGUCUUUCGACCAAGUAUCCCGGCCAUCACUCGACCCCUCUGCCCCUCUGGCGUGGUGGGACAAAGUCCGUCUCCUGAUGCACGGACGCCUGACAGCCAACUGCGCACGCUUCACGUGUCUGUUACACGUGUCCCUAGAUCCUUACAAUACGACCGAGGAGAUGGAGGUCACGUGGACGGAUUUAGUCCUAGACUGGACUAAUGGCAAACUGGGUUUUAUGGGAGAACUAAACGUGUUCGUGCGCACGGCGAGCAAGUACGACGACUGCCGAGUGUUGCGCGUGCCGGCGUUGCGGCUGGCCGUGAAGCUGGGCUGGCAGUGCGUGGGGGACCCUAGAGAUCAUCACGCUGUGGCGCCGUGCGCACCUACCAGAAAGCCGGAAUAUUCCAGUAACCAGGAACACGAUUCGUACAGAGCCUUCCGUUCCCAAGGGCUAGACCUUCAUCUCAGCAUGGAUACAAAACCCAUGGACAAAGACGGACCAUGUUUACUACUCUACGGAAGUACACUAAGAUGGUUCGAGAGCCUAAAGCUGAUUCUAUCAGGUAUAACCCGACCGACGAGAAGAGGUCGGGUGUUCGGCAAUGUUCGGCCGCGCAAACCACAACUCUCCAGACAUUAUAGGAACUUGAGCGUCUCGUUAACACUACAUAAUUUGCAGGUGUUCUACUGGCAAUCGUCAUCCAUGCAACGCGGUAUAGAAAUGCUAGGAGUGCGUGUAACUUGCGGCUCUAAACAUCAUUUGUCUCUAGUUCCCUGCAAUGACGGCCUGGUGCGCAGGCCUAGGGCUAACUGGACCACCGUGUACAUGAACUGUGACUUGAAUGACGCGGAGAUAUGGCUGAAGACCAGACAGGCUGCCGAUCAGAGGGAAGAUGAGAACUCGUCAAUGUUAAGCCAAAUGCCGAUGGAGAAGUGCUACUGCCUCUCCGUGCGCCGAGUGUCCUACGGCAGGGAGGCUGGAGGGGCGGGGGUGGGCGGCGCGGGGUCGGUGGGCGCCGCACCCACCCACAGGCUAGCGGUGCAUGACCUGAGGGGCGCGUGGACGAAGCUGAACAGAGAUCUGGCGUUUGCUCUCAUCGAUACUUACAUCAAGACUCAACAACUGAAAAAGAAUUUGUCCACAAAAGCGUUGAAGGAGGAAGAAACGCCAGCCACUUCUCCGAAGCACCAGAGAGAGGCGGAUGUGGUGUCACCGCCCCCUACGUCUUCUCAGGGCACAAGCGCCGGCGCCGGCGCUGGCAUGCUAGCGGCGCUGGUGGCGGAGGCGGGCGGCGACGCGCCCGUGGUGUUCAGCGACGAGCUGUCGGGCGCGGACGGCGACGCGCCGCCGCCGCGUCUCGCGCUCGACGACGACACUGCGCACACCGCCUGCCUCAUCGAGCUGGUGAACUCGCAAGUGGUGCUGAAGGGGUGCGAGACGCGCGGCUACGUGAUCCUGUGCGCGGCGCGCGCGGAGGUGCGGCAGCGCGUGCGCCGGCAGCCCGCCGCCGCCGCCGCCGCCGCCGCCGCGUGGAGCGGCGCGCUGUCCGCGAUGCAGUACUACGCCACUGUCUCCGCCGGCGACCGCGACCAGCUCGACGAGAAUAUCCAAUGGGUGUCCGUGGAGGAGAUAGAGGAGCGCUGGCCCGGGGCGGACAUCAGCACCCUGCCCGACGUGCCGCGGCUGGUGGGCAGCGGGCACUCGGCCGGCGGGGUCAUCGGCCGCACUGUGGGGCCCAGCGCCGACGCCAGUCUGGCCCAGCUACAACGUAUCGUGUCGCGAUGCGCGUGCGAGUUCUACUACAUGUCGGUGGAGGAGGCGGAGCGCCGCAGCCCCGGCGCGGGCUGGCUCAGCGCCGCGCAGCCCUACGACUCCUUCACGCUCAUGCACCACGACCUGGACGUCUGCACCAACUCGUUGCAGUACGCAAUGCUGUUGGACGUGGUCAACAACGUGGUGCUGCACGUGGAGCCCGAGCGGCGCCGCACGCUGGAGCGCCGCGCGCGCAUGCGCUUCCAGCUGCAGCUGCACCAGGACCAGGACCCCAGGCAUCUUAUACACAACCUUCAAACACAGGUCCGGGAGUCGCUGGCUCGUCUCCGCCGUCUGGAGAAGGAGUACUACCUCAAGAACCGCUCCAUCACCGGCAACGACCCCGCUGCCUUGUACGAACUGAAGAACUUGGAUGAUCAGGUGAACGAAUGCAAAGAAAGCGUUUGGUCACUCGGCGAGGAGCUGGACGCCAUGGUGAGGGCGUGGCGGGAGCUGGGCCGCGAGCUGGGGCGCAGCGCCGCGCCAGCGCCCCGCGAGCCGCUGGCGCCCCUGCAUCGGCUCAACGAGAUCUGCUUCAAGUCCGCCAGGUGGCGGCUGACGGACGCUGACGGCCAGCUGGGCAUCGCUGACUUGCUGCUGACCAACUUCUUGUACACGAAGACAUCCCGGUCUGAUGAUUCUGUGGAACAUCAGCUGGAAGUCGGAUAUAUGCGGGUCACCAACUUGUUGCCAAACGAACCGUUCCCAGAGGUGCUGGUACCGCAAGCGGCGUCGGGUCGGGCGCCACUAGCGCGCCGCGCGGCGCUGCGCGUGUUCUGUCGGGAUCGGCCGCCCGUCGGCGGCAUCGCUGUCAAGGAGCACUUUGAAGUCAACAUCGUGCCCUUCAAGAUUGGGCUGACGAAGAAGUUCUUCAACACGAUGCUCAAGUUCUGUUUCCCCGAGCGCGACCCCGACUCCAUCGAGGAUGGUGAAGAAGAAGACGGCACUCUCAAGCCCAGUUCUUCCACCAGCCUGGUCUCCACGGGCUCUAAGAAGGCUAAGAAGAAGAACAAAGAUUCUAAUUCCAACUUCUACGUGAAGAGGGAUAAGAAAGAUAAGGACGAUGUGGAGAAAAUGAAGGAACGAGCGGAAAAGAACAAACUAUUCAUUUACAUCAAAAUCCCCGAGGUGCCCGUCCGCGUGUCCUACAAGGGUAGCAAGGAGAAGAAUCUAGAAGACGUGCGGGACCUACCUCUAGUGUUGCCUACCUUGGAGUACCACAAUGUGACGUGGACCUGGCUGGACCUGUUACUGGCCACUAAGUCGGACACCAGAAGGGUGAUUCUCUCUCAAGCCAUCCGUCAAAAACUGCAGCUUCAUCGGCGCGCGGCCGCGGCGCCUGAGCCUUUAGAGGAAGACAAAGCGAGACUUCUGCUGGGAGAGAGGACUGUGGCAGAGAGUAAACCUCAGAAGAAGAGCGUGCCGAGUGUAUUCAAAUUCUCGAAGUCCUAGCGAAAACUGAACCAAUAAUGAACCAAUAGCAUUUAGCGAGCGAAUCUGAACCAAAUGUAGACUGUUAUAAAGUUACUUUUAGCACGAAGUUAGAUUAUGUCACGUUUAGUUUUGUAAGUAUAACUGAGAUUAUUUUAAUCAAUAUAUUUUGAUUAAGAAGGAGUUUUCGAGAUGACCUUAAUCAAAAUUUCUAACGAAAAAAAACAGGACCAAAUGUGUCCCGCCUUUUAAUAGGACCAUUCCACGACGACGACCUCGGUGGCGCAGUGGUAAGUGGCUCGGUGCUUGCCACUGAAUUGAGAGGUCCCGGGUUCGAUCCCCGGUCGGGUCAGGAUGUAAAAUGAUAUUUUUCUGAUUGGCCCGGGUCUUGGAAGUUUAUCUAUAAUAUAUGUAUAUGUCAUAAAAUAUAGUAACGUUGAGUUAGUAUCCCAUAACACAAGUUUUGAACUUACUUUGGGGCUAGCUCAAUCUGCGUGAUUUGUCCCAAUAUAUGUAUUUAUUUAUUCCAUAUACCCCCGUGGAUGGGUUACAAAGGAACUAAGGGAUACAUAGCCUUGACAGCUGAUAGGUAACAAUAACAUUCCCAUAGAGGGAUUCACUGGAUAACAUUCCCAUGGACGUCUGAAUCAGAGACGAAUCUUCAACAUUUAAUGGUUCCGUUAUUAAGUGGACCCUAGGAGUUCUACAGCCGUGAAUGUGACCGAGGAUUAGAGAGAGUGAGCAGUAACACGCGCGUGCAAUAAAAUGACGUCUAACAAAUAUAUGAAAUCUUAUGAAAGUUAAUUAAUCGGUUUGUGUUGUGAUUUUCUCGUUAAUAACAGAAUAUAAAAGACAUUUCAAUAGAAUUAUAUAAAAAGAAAUAUACAAACUUAAUUUAUAUAUAUAUAUCUCAUCUUCGUCUAUCUAUAUACAAUAAAAGGGUAGAUAUAGGAGAAUAUGGGAUACAAAUUUAAAAUAAAAUAAAAUUAAAUAAACAAAUAUAAAAUGUUGAUAACUACUAAUAUCACGGUGUUACGAAACCAAUUGUGAUCAUAUGUAUUAAGAGUAAUUCGUAUUAAAUAUUUACAUAAUUAUACUAACUCAUAAAUUUGUAUAUCAUAUGUUAUGGGAAUCAAUAAAAUUGAGAGAAAAAAAAAUUGAUUUGUCUUUCAUAAUUGGAUUGACUUUUGGUAAUAAUUUUUCAGUUGCAAUAUAAGAAAUGAUAAGGUAUUCGAUAUAGGUUAUAAUAUAGUUCUUUAUAAUAAAUAUUCUAACUAUGAUGAAUGGAAGUAUUUAAUUAUGUUAAUUUCUAUAGCACGAAGUAUUUUUAUCGCAUAAAACUAUCCACGAAAGACUGUUUACAUAGAUAGAUAAAUAAUACGAUUAUUUCCUAAGUAUUUGUAUUUUAUGGCGCUAUUCAAAUUUUAAUAUGUAUGUAUAAUAAUUUCAUUAAAUAUAUGUAAUUUAGAAUA
Plodia interpunctella (Indianmeal moth) is the source of this 8172-nucleotide messenger RNA. RefSeq names its product hobbit (gene hob). NCBI's taxonomy places the organism in Eukaryota, Metazoa, Arthropoda, Insecta, Lepidoptera, Pyralidae. The record is from RefSeq and is a predicted model, not a curated record. Bases 98 to 6721 code for a protein of 2207 amino acids. The transcript has 38 exons.